Molecule: messenger RNA, 1047 nt
Organism: Lentinula edodes (shiitake mushroom)
Lineage: Eukaryota; Fungi; Basidiomycota; Agaricomycetes; Agaricales; Omphalotaceae
Exons: 10
Coding region: 1-1047 (348 amino acids)
Source: RefSeq, a predicted model, not a curated record
AUGCAUCGAUCUUUCGAAGAACUACGGCGGCGGUAUGUCAUGCGAGCGACGCGGGAGAUUUCAAAUGCAGAUGGGCAGGGCUAUCUUUACGCUUACGUCGAGGAUGAUGAAUGGAAGGUGGGCCUGACGAACAACUUCGUUCGUCGUCAGGAGGAGUGGAACAAGGGUUGUCCUUGCCCGUGGAGAAUAUGGCUUUUGCCUAUCCGGGUCGCGAACAGGCGGAGAGCGGAGGCACUGGCGCAUCUUUUACUUGAAAUGGAGUGUCUUGACCGCCCGCGAACCUAUUGCCGAUGUUGCCGACGAACGCAUAUCGAGAAGUUUGUUUUCUCCGGCGACUGGCCGCUGUCUCGUGAAGCUGACAUUCCAAUAGUUGAAUUGUCACUCUUGAAAUUGGUCUCUGAACUCUUAGGCUUUGCAGCAUGUACAAUAUACAAACUAAAAAAUACGUGGAGAAUUGGGGAAACAGGUCCUCAACAUAAUGAACACAAAAAUACUCAAGCACUCAAAGGUCCUCAAGGUCCUCAAGCACUCGAAGACGACGCAUCACAUAUACCGACACACGUCAUGUAUCCCAACAUCCCCGACAUCAUCGUUGCCACGCGUUCCGACCUCCCGACAUCAGCGACGUCGGCCAAUGGCACGAAGAAUACUAGUGCUCAUAACAGCAAGAUCUGGUCGACUAGCUCUGUUGAAGAACGCGAACGAAUCAAAGAGUUUUGGUUUGGUCUAGGGGAAGAGGAACGACGAAACCUGGCCAAGAUAGAGAAGGAUACGAACGUUGACCCAGACGCCGAUCUCGGUGACGACGAGUAUGAGGAAGAGGAUGACGACGGUGAGGACUAUGAGGAAGAGGACGAAGAGGACGAGGAAGAAGAUCCUAAUCCUAAUCCUAACGAUGAAGAACUCAGUCCAAAUCCAAAUUUACCUGCGCAUCCUGGGAUAAAUGAUGUUGGAAUUGGUCGUGGACGAGGAACUCCCAGACGGCCUGGAACGACGCCACAAUUAGGUGUAAAGGGUGGUGCAGGACGGGAGGGGGAGAGGUCGUAG